CUCAAUGUGCCGACAACCGGAGAAUGGCGACAAUCUCAACGUUAAUUACUUUUCUGUUCUGUUGGGUCUAUAAAGGAGAGAUCUCUUCCAUUGAUAGUGUCCAUCUCACCAGGUAGGAACAAUCUCGGGUUACACAGGCACGAGUAGCGGACACGAGUAUUCAUCCCAUCGUCUCGACACGACGAGACCAGACCAGACACAAUGCGCCCCGCCGAAUACACAAGCCGACCGUACGUCUUCAAGACGGCACGAGGGAGCUUGAGAGGCAUAGAAUACUGCACCCCUUCGGGAAAACCGAUCCUGUAUCGAUUCGCGAAAGUCCCAUACGCCCUCCCUCCCGUCGGCGAACGAAGAUGGCGUCGCCCGCAACCAGUACCCUCGUCCACCCUUUCUUUCGACGACCACCAGUCCGGACGACCAGGCGACUAUACUCAAUUCGGACCCGUGUGCCCCCAACCUCAGUACCCUCACGGGGGAGCGUUCGUGGACAACCCGGCGGCGGCGCCCCCCGUCGACAACGUCCAGGACGAGGACUGCCUGUACCUCAACAUCUGGGUGCCCGCGGGCCCACCGCCAAAUGGAGGUUGGCCGGUCCAGUUCUACAUCCACGGUGGGUGGCUCCAGGUCGGGAACGCGAUGCAGGACCACGGCUACGACCCCUUUGACUUGAUCAAGGACGUGUCUCCCAGGAUCAUCGUCUCACCCACCUACCGACUCAACCUGUUUGGGUUCCUGGGAGGCGCCGACCUCGCGUCGCUGCACGAAGAACCCGCCCCGUCCAACUUUGGCCUUUGGGACCAACGGUGCGCCCUCGAGUGGACGGCCAAAUACGUCGACCUCUUCGGCGGCGACGCCGACAACAUCACCGUGGGAGGACUCUCGGCGGGGGCGAACUCGACCUUUUUCCAACUCAACUACGACAGCGCCCUCCCGUCGCCCUCCCAGAGACUCAUCAAGAGGAUCUACCUGUGGUCCAACGCCGUGGCGAUCCAACCGAACCCGACGUCGUCGCCGGUCUUGACCUCGCAGUUCAACGAGCUGUGCUCGCUCUUCGACAUCCCAUCCUCGGCGACCCCGGCCGAGAAGAUGGCACGUCUCCGCCGGAUCCCCUUCCGCGACCUCGUCGUCGCCAAUACUAAAAUGAAGAUGCACACCUUCCGCUCCAGCACCGACAACUCGUUUAUUCUCCCGACUUUCUUGUCGUCGCUGCACAGCGGGUCCUUCACGACCCGGCUCGCCGACAACAGAAUUUCGGUCAUGCUGGGCGAAGUCAGGGACGAAAAGGAGCUUUACAAAUUCGUGAACCCUCCCUCCGACUACCCCGGCCUCCUGGUCGAAUUGGCCAACUACUACCCGAAACCGGUUCUCGAGGCACUCCUGAAAGUAUACGACUUGCCUCCGCGAAACUCCACGAAUGCCGACGCCUGGGCGGAGGUGUUCAGCCAGAUGGUGGCCGACAGUCAAGUCCACGCGUCGAUCCGGGGCCUCACCCACCUCUUACUCAACCCGCCUGCUCAUCCCAACGUCAGGCCACUGCCGCAGACCAGCGUCCACAGGUAUCGAAUCGCCUGGCGCGCCAAGAGCAUGGACAAUUGGCUCAAGCCCGAAGUCGGCAUCUGUCACGGCGGGGACAUGCCACUGUGGUGGGCGACGGCGUGGAGGCAGGAUUUCGAGGAAAAGGACAAGGCGGCGACGAAAGAAUUCCUGAAACCUUUUGCACAGUUUCUGCGUGGUGAGCCAGUGACCUGGGGUUGCACCGGUGAAGAUCGAGUGCGACUGUUGGACACGGACGGGAAAGUCAGGGUGAAUGUCAAGGACGAACUUUGGGAACGAGGCAUGCAGGUGUUCAAUACUGUCUGGGAAGCUCAGAAGGGGUCGGUGGUGAAGGACACGUCUUUGGACAGCCGGUUGUAAAAACGAUGUACCUGGCUGGGGUUUCGGAGAUGGAUGGGAUGGACGGAACACAUGGCCAAAAGUCCUGUAGGGUACAGGUCAUUUGAUAGUCAAAGCAAAAGUUUGGUCGGUUGAUUGCAGGCGUGGUACUUGUCAGAAUGAUGGAAGAUUGGUAGCCCUCAGAAUCAGAUGAGUUGUAUUGAGCUGAAUCGAUAUUCAAGGGAGACGGCAUCGCCUGUCAUCUAGAGUUGGCAACUCCAGACCGGAUACAAGACUAAGCGACUAUGAUGGGAAGAUUGACAUGGCCCCCUUGUCUUCUUGUCAUCGGGGACUUCUGUCCUGAAU
Molecule: messenger RNA, 2238 nt
Organism: Exophiala oligosperma
Lineage: Eukaryota; Fungi; Ascomycota; Eurotiomycetes; Chaetothyriales; Herpotrichiellaceae
Exons: 1
Coding region: 202-1914 (570 amino acids)
Source: RefSeq, a predicted model, not a curated record